Orbicella faveolata is the source of this 2568-nucleotide messenger RNA. RefSeq lists its product as uncharacterized. NCBI's taxonomy places the organism in Eukaryota, Metazoa, Cnidaria, Anthozoa, Scleractinia, Merulinidae. The record is from RefSeq and is a predicted model, not a curated record.
GUUGGGAGCCAGGAGAUACAGGUGCAGGAAGUUCAGACCCCUGUCCCCCUGCUACCCCUCUGCUUUGUACAAUGCAAAAUUUCACUCCAGAAGAACAAUUAUUUUGGAGAACUUAACUGGUGAACUAAAUGCAUAAUAAGUAGUUAGUAAUGAAUCUGUUCCUAAAUACAAAAUAGUGAUUGUAUCUAGUAUCUGAGUUACUUGUUGUGAAGAGUUUUUUUUAUGAAUGAUCUGUAGAUGGCACGUAAGCCAAUUCAAUAACACAGUUGCAUAAAGAAGUCCAUUUCUUAAAACCCAUUAACCACAGGAAAAAAUAUAUACAUGUCAAUUGCCAACCUAGCUAUAGGUCUGUCAUACUCCAGACCUUGGGCACAGUUUUUCCCAUUACAGGCCUUAACUGGCUGGCAAAUAACAUGUUUAUUUGUUUUCUUUUGUUUAUUUGCUCUCAUCGAAUUCAACUAGAUUGUAUUCACCCUGUGGUCAAGGUGGCUUCAGUUCAAGCAACUCCACUUCCUAGUACAGAGAAGUAUUACAUGACAACCCAAAUAACAGCUGUGAGAGAUAAUUAGAAGAAGGUUGACACUUAAAAUGGUCUCGAGGGAAUCACCCCAUGAGAGAUAGACCAUGCAGGAAGUGGUUAGAGGGAACACAAACUGGGUAGAAUUGAGAGAGCAGCGAAGGAAAGAAAGGCAAGAUGAGCUAGGAGUUUGUCGGAUCAGAAGGAUUGAAGAGGACCAAAACGCACAAACUCUUGGCUCUGGCUUCGUGGUUAAGGAUUUGCCAAUAAUUGAAGGCCUUCCUUGCCCUUAUUGUCUGAUAUCAAGUGACAAAGUCUUUCCCAGUGACUGUAACAUACAAAGUUAUUACUUGGACUUUAGGAAGCUAAAUACACAGAAGUUGAAAACAGUCAAGUUAGAAGACAUUGCUGGGAAUACCCACAUUACUCAAUUUCCUGGCCUUGUUGUAAUUCCCAUCAACCCUUCCAAGAAAUGCAAAAGAAAUCAAAGCAUUUUUACUUAUCGACCAUUCAAAGUUGCCAGCGAAGGAGUUCAACCAAAUGAGGACUUACUGUGUCAUUUUGUAGACGAUGGGCAGACAAUAUUUUCUGUGAAAGGGCUAACGCUGAGCCGAUCAGGGACCAUUCCUGUGUACCAACUCCAUGAAGUCCACGAACAUCCUUACAGAACAUAUGAAGAAGUUACUGGCAGAGGGGAUCGUAAGCCCUAUGGUGCUGCCAUCUUAAAGCGUAGUAGCAAUGAAUUUAUGGUUGCUGGAGCCCUGACCUUUAGAGAUAAUGAUCGUCGCGACAUAUCUCCUGUGUUUUUCACAGGAUUACCUUUGUCUAUUGUUGCUGCAAGUGCUACCAAUGGAUACAGUGAUCAAAACCAAAGCACUGGAGAACCAGUGGAGAGAGUAAGAGAAAUGUUAGAGGAGAUGGGAUUCACACCAUGGGCUCGUUUGAAUCUUCACAUGAAAGAAGCAUUGAACGCCUUUUUAGAAUGUUUGAGCCAUACAUAUCAUUUAGCAGUAACAUUAUUACAGCAAGGUAGUUUAAGAAUAACUGUUCAAUUCCAAACUUUGAACAACCUCGAACUGUUGUGGAGUGAUUACCAAUCACGUAUCCUUGAUGAAAAAGCUGAGAAAUAUCUGGUGACAGACGACAUUAAGAAUAAACUUAAUGUGAAGGCCGUAGCAUUGAAAACAGAGAUUCUUGAACAGGAUUACUUGGCUUGCAAGCAUUCUCUUGAGGCCAUCUCAGGUGAGUGUUAAUGAUUAUAAGGUUGUCUAUAUGCAACUAUGACACAGAUGUUACAUGUAAUUUUACAUGUAGCUUAAAGGAGUGAGAGAAAAUUCAAGAUUGAAUGGCAAAAUGAUGAUUUUCUGACAAAUUUAUUCUCACAGCUAGCUCACAAAUGUCACUCAACUUUUCUUUCACUUUGUUCCUCAUUCAUAUAAAAGCAUGCGAGACAUCUGAAAAAAGUCUAUUAAGUACUAUUACAACAACGUCUGUCUAAAAGAUAAAAGAGGAAAUCCCUGGUUUCUACAGUUCCACAUAAUUCCAUACUUGACACUUCUCUAUGUGAGGAAGUGUGGAAUGCUGUGACAAAUUAAACUAGGGAUUUUCGAGACCUUUCCCUGUCCUUUCGACUUUUGUCAGUCUUCAAUUAGUUCCAGGGCUUGAAACGAUUUGAAUUCUAGCUUGCCCUUCAUACAAGCAGCUCUCAAAUUGCCCUCUAUUUAGUUGAUAGACAACUUGCCUGGGCCCAUCGGACUAGUGACAACAAAAAGUUACUUGCCCAGCAGGAAAAUCUACUUGUCCCAGAUGAACGGACAGCACUUUUUUAGAGCCCUUAGUUCUACACUUCUCUAUGUAUAGAAGUGUAGAAUACCGUGACAAACUGGGGAUUUUCGUGACCUCUUCCCCAUCCUUUCCACUGUUGUCAUUCUUUACUUAGUUCUACACUUGCCUAUGUGUGAAGUGCUGAAUAUUGUGACAAAUUAGGGAUUUUUAGCUAUCGACUUUCCCCAUCCUUUCCACUGUUGUCAUUCUGAACUUGUUUCUACACU